CCUCCCAAUGUGCAAGCACAGGAAAAGCAGAGUCAACAUCGGAGCAUUGCUUCUUGUAAUAGAGCUGAGCUAGUGUUAGCAAUGGAGUUAUCUGAGAGUUCAGUGAUUGAGGAAUCCUCUGAGGAAGAGUUUGAACCUCCUAUUGCAUCCUCAAGACGUGGUGCAAAAAGGAGAUGCCCACCAUCAUCUCAAAGCCGUGGUGCACCCAGAGGCCGCGGUGCAUCCAGAGGCCGUGGUGUGUCUAGAGGCCGCGGUGCAUCCAGAGGCCGAAGAAGUGUGAGACACUCAGCUGUGGACCUUGGAGAUGAAGAUCUCUCUCGAGUUCGGAAUCUUUGUUCCGAGCAAAUAGACUUUGAAUGUGUAAGCAUAACAAAAUUACACUAA
Nothobranchius furzeri (turquoise killifish) is the source of this 384-nucleotide messenger RNA. NCBI's taxonomy places the organism in Eukaryota, Metazoa, Chordata, Actinopteri, Cyprinodontiformes, Nothobranchiidae. The record is from RefSeq and is a predicted model, not a curated record.